Globicephala melas (long-finned pilot whale) is the source of this 5362-nucleotide messenger RNA. RefSeq names its product jade family PHD finger 1 (gene JADE1). Gene Ontology annotation, cellular component: histone acetyltransferase complex. Lineage: Eukaryota; Metazoa; Chordata; Mammalia; Artiodactyla; Delphinidae. The record is from RefSeq and is a predicted model, not a curated record. Gene Ontology annotation, biological process: regulation of transcription by RNA polymerase II.
CAGGACGAGCAUAGAGGCUCAGCCAUAUUUGAUGGUUUUGUUGCUUUGCUUGGGAGUUCUCGGGAGUAAUUUAAUGCCGAAGGUCGCUGCCUAGUGGAAAUAAUAUAGUACGUCAUUAAUAUGGCGCCAAAAGAUUGGGUUCUCGAUAUGUAGCGAGGAGGGAGGGCACGCAGCCGCCGAGUGCAGCGUUACUAUCCCACCAGUAACUUGGGCAUUGCCGGGGCGGGGGCCAGAGGAGGAGGAGGAGGAGGAGAGGAUGAUUUUUGGAUCCUGAGAAUUGAUCUAUGUUGGAUCAGCUGCCUGCUGUUUCCCGGGGAGAUCAUGAAACGAGGUCGCCUUCCCAGCAGCAGUGAGGAUUCUGACGACAAUGGCAGCCUGUCAACUACUUGGUCACAGAAUUCCAGAUCCCAGCACAGGAGAAGUUCAUGCUCCAGACAUGAAGAUCGAAAGCCUUCAGAGGUGUUUAGGACAGACCUGAUCACUGCCAUGAAGUUGCAUGACUCCUACCAGCUGAACCCGGAUGAGUACUAUGUGCUGGCAGAUCCCUGGAGACAGGAGUGGGAGAAAGGGGUCCAGGUGCCGGUGAGCCCUGGGACCAUCCCUCAGCCCGUGGCCAGGGUCGUGUCUGAAGAGAAGUCCCUCAUGUUCAUCAGGCCCAAGAAAUACAUCGUCUCGUCGGGCUCCGAGCCUCCAGAGCUGGGCUACGUUGACAUCCGGACGCUGGCCGACAGCGUGUGUCGUUACGAUCUCAACGACAUGGACGCUGCGUGGCUGGAACUGACCAACGAGGAGUUCAAGGAGAUGGGAAUGCCUGAGUUAGAUGAAUACACCAUGGAAAGGGUCCUGGAGGAAUUUGAACAGCGAUGCUACGAUAAUAUGAAUCAUGCUAUAGAGACUGAAGAAGGCCUGGGGAUUGAAUAUGACGAAGACGUGGUCUGUGACGUCUGCCAGUCGCCCGACGGUGAGGACGGCAAUGAGAUGGUGUUCUGUGACAAGUGCAACAUCUGUGUGCACCAGGCCUGUUACGGAAUUCUCAAAGUCCCAGAGGGCAGUUGGCUGUGCCGGACGUGUGCCCUGGGGGUUCAGCCCAAGUGUUUGUUGUGUCCCAAGAAAGGUGGAGCGAUGAAGCCUACCCGCAGUGGGACCAAGUGGGUCCACGUCAGCUGUGCGCUGUGGAUCCCCGAGGUGAGCAUUGGCAGCCCCGAGAAGAUGGAGCCCAUCACGAAGGUGUCUCACAUCCCCAGCAGUCGGUGGGCGCUGGUGUGCAGCCUCUGCAAUGAGAAGUUUGGGGCCUCCAUACAGUGCUCUGUGAAGAACUGCCGCACAGCCUUCCACGUGACCUGUGCUUUCGACCGGGGCCUGGAGAUGAAGACCAUCUUGGCCGAGAACGACGAAGUCAAGUUCAAGUCCUACUGCCCGAAGCACAGCUCACAUCGCAAGCCCGACGAGAGCCUCGGUGAGGGGGCCGCUCGGGAGAACGGGGCCCCUGAGUGCCCCCCGCGGGAUCCGCUGGAGCCCUUUGGCAGCCUUGAGCAGAAUCAGGAGGAGGCCCACCGGGUGAGUGUCCGGAAGCAAAAGCUGCAGCAGCUGGAGGAUGAGUUCUACACCUUCGUCAACCUGCUGGAUGUUGCCAGGGCCCUGCGGCUGCCCGAGGAGGUCGUGGAUUUCCUGUACCAGUACUGGAAGUUGAAGAGGAAGGUCAACUUCAACAAGCCCCUGAUCACCCCAAAGAAGGACGAAGAGGACAAUCUCGCGAAGCGGGAGCAGGAUGUCUUGUUCAGGAGGCUGCAGCUGUUCACGCACCUGCGGCAGGACCUGGAGAGGGUUCGGAACCUCACUUACAUGGUGACCCGCAGGGAAAAGAUUAAACGAUCUGUGUGCAAAGUCCAGGAACAGAUAUUCAAUCUUUACACUAAGCUUUUGGAGCAAGAAAGAGUUUCAGGUGCGCCGCCUUCUUCUUCCUCCUCGUCACUGGAAAACAUGCUUCUGUUUAACAGCCCUUCUGUGGGCCCCGAUGCCCCCAAGAUAGAGGACUUGAAGUGGCAUUCUGCGUUCUUCAGGAAGCAAAUGGGUACUUCCUUGGUUCACUCGAUGAAAAAGCCCCAUAAGCGAGAUCCAUUGCAGAACAGUGCUGGGAGUGAAGGCAAAACCCUGCUAAAGCAGCCAGACCUGGGCAGUAGAAGGGAGGGGAUGGUGGUCCCAGAGAGCUUUUUGAGUUUUGAAAAGACCUUUGCAGAAGCACGUCUCAUAUCAGCACAACAGAAGAAUGGUGUGGUGAUGCCAGACCACGGGAGCAGAAGAGACCAUCGUUUUCAUUGUGAUCUUGGUAAGGGAGACUUGAAGGACAGACCUUUCAGACAGAGUCACAAGCCUCUCAGGUCCACAGACGUGUCCCAGAGGCACGUGGACAACACAAGAGCUGCCACCGCCCCUGGAGUGGGGCAGUCAGCACCCGGCACGAGGAAAGAGAUGGUGCCCAAGUGCAACGGCUCCCUAAUCAAAGUAAACUAUAACCAGACCGCAGUCAAAGUGCCUACAACACCUGCCAGCCCAGGGAAGAACUGGGGAGGAUUCCGGAUUCCAAAGAAGGGGGAACGGCAGCAGCAGGGAGAGGCCCACGAGGGGGCCUGCCACCAGCACUCAGACUACCCCUAUUUGGGCUUAGGCCGAGUUCCAGCCAAGGAGAGGGCAAAGAGCAAGUUGAAAUCUGACAACGAGAAUGACGGGUACGUCCCUGAUGUAGAGAUGAGUGACUCAGAGAGCGAGGCAUCAGAAAAGAAAUGUAUACAUGCCAGCAGCACCAUUAACAGGAGGACAGACAUUAUCAGGAGAAGCAUUUUGGCCUCUUGAUGAAGCAGAGAUGGCUUGGGAGCACCACGGGCUUGUCACGGGGUAGGCGAGAGUUCAGACACGGGGGACGAGCAGAAACCCGUCACUCCUGAGCUGCACAAACACAUUUACUUGCAAUUCAGAUUGAAUCUUUUUUUUUGAGUCAUUUAUAAAUCAUUGUUGUGAGAAGUGUGUUAUUUGCAACUUGUUGAGGAAACACAAGAGUUAGUUAGAUUGUAACCGUAAGACACUGCUAAGACUAGAGGCUGAAUUAAACACUAAAAUAAGAAUGGAUGAAUUAAGUUUCUAAAGAGGGCAAGGCUUUUAAAUAAGCCUCAUGAGUUUUUACUGCCCUCUGUAUUCUUCCCAAAGCACAAACUCUUGGUUACCUGAAUAUACAGAAUCAGAUGUGGUUCUUGAGAAAUGCUCACGUACCAUUUAAUAGCCCAUAAAACUUAUUUUCUAGGACUGUGGUGGAUCUUGAAAUCAUAUUUAUACUUUGGCCCACAAGGCUGUUUUUGUUGCAUUAUAGUAUACGGGCAGUAGCUCUGAAGCUUCAGUAACUCUAGGGAAUUCAUGUGUAAAUACAGCAGAUGAGGGAAGAGAAAAUUUAAAAGUCAUUACUGGAAGAUCUGAAGGGACAGGGUAGAGCCGCUGGAGCUUGGAGAUUUAGGGUAAAUGUAAGCAAGGUCCUGCUGCCGGAAGCCCUUGAAUGUGUUGUGGAUAUAGGGCUGGUGGAGGGUGAAGCCAUUACGGAGUUCCAUCUGUGAGAAAGGGCAGUUGAGGUCCUGUCUUUACCAGUCCUUUUGACCUUUCUCUUCCCUAACCACUGCCUUUUGGGCCAGCUUGGGAUUUCGCUGGCCAUUGGCAAAAACUGGCCAUCUGGCUUCCAACAAUACAAUGGCUAUUCAAGUUCAAGUGAUGAACUUCCAGACUCUGGUGACUCAUAUUUCCCAGAGCCGACCACUAGUGCAUAUGUUGGGGAAUCCGGCCUUCCAACAUGAACAGAUUCCUUUAAAAAAAAAAAAACAAAAAACAAGAAAAACAAGACAAAAAAAAAGCAAAAUAGGUUAUAUUUAAAAAAAAAAAUAGAAAGGCAAUAAGUUGCGAUAACCUCUUACCAUUGAUUGACCAAGGUUAUACAGGAAAGAGAUUGAAGUGUAAUAGGUUUUCUGGAGUCAGAGUUCUAAGCUCUAGUUCGUAACUUGGACUUUCUAAUUGCAAACGGCAAUAACUAGUAAGUUAUCAGCAAUAAUAAAUUUAGCAUUAAAUUUGAGUACAAUGUUCUGUUUUUUGCACUCGCUGCAGUGCAUUAUGUAUUAAGACAGUGGAUAGUGUUAAGGUCCUGUUAAUUUUUUUUUGGAAUUCAAUGUAGUUGUGAAUCAAACUUAAGGAAAGUUUAAGUAGCAAUGAGAUUUAGAGUUAUGGGCACUUGGAACAAGCCCAACUUCCCCUAAAUUAUCCUUUAGUUUGUUAAUAUCAGUAUUCAGAUUCCUGAUUCAUUUAUACAUUUGUUUCCAUGUGGCAGGGACAUUCUGAUACUUAAUGAGUAAUGCUUUGAGUUCUGUAGUUACCUUUCAAGUCUUCCGGACGAUUGUCAACAAGGAAAAAGGCUUAUUGAAUUCCAUCUUGCUAUGCAAGUUUUAUCAGAUGAUCAAAUAGUAGAUCUGAUACAUCCCCAUUGUAUGUAUGACAUUUUCAAACCAAGUCUUAACUUUUCGAAUACAUUUUAGUAGCUAAUUCAGGGGAGGGGAAAGAAUGACCCAGGUUUUUAGAUUGACUAUUUUUGAGCUAUGGGGCUCAUUUUUCAAAGACUGUUGUCCAGAUAAACUGUUGCUACAGAUACUAGAAGUUUCUUAUGAAUCCAAGUUGUACAUUAACUCGGCAUAAUUUAAAAAUUUUUUUUUUUUUUUUUGCAUAUGAGCAAAAAACCUUUUGCUGGAUACAGGAGAAGGUGGACUCGAUUUACAGUUAUCUUUUGACUACAGCAACAGCUCUGGGUGAGAGUAGAAUAUAUAGAGGGAUAAUUUGUCAAGCCAUAAAAAGAAAAUCUAAAUUAAUUCUAGUAAGUGUAUGACCUCUCACCAUUAUAAGAGGUACCAGAUUCAUUUGCACUAUUAGGAAUGCUAGUUUUGUGCAAAAAUAAUGCCUUACCUGUUUUUUCCCCACAUUUAGGUUGAAAAGCUUUCAAACGUUCCAAGUUAUGCUGAACCAAAAACAAAACAAAACAAAAAAUAAAAAUAAAAAAAAAACCCACACAAGAACUAAACACCCAAAAACAAAAAGCCCACACUUUUAAUUCCUGCUUUGAAAUGCAAAUGGUACAGAGCUCAGUUUCUCUGGCACAGUGUAAUGAUAGCUCUGUGAGUGGGUGAGUUUCAUGUCCUGCUGGGAACUCUGUAUGUGGCCGCAUGAGCGGCAACCAGCCAGCCGAACCUGCCCACCUGCACUCUGAGUACGGAACCAUUUGCCUUCUUUUCUCCUUCUCCUCCUUCUUUUUCUUUUUUUUUUUUGUUUUUUUUUGUUUUUUAAA